Molecule: messenger RNA, 18395 nt
Organism: Coregonus sp. 'balchen'
Lineage: Eukaryota; Metazoa; Chordata; Actinopteri; Salmoniformes; Salmonidae
Source: the annotation of a GenBank genome assembly
GUAGAGACGGGCGACGACGAGUUGACUAAACAUGGCGCCCUUGCUGGAUCACAAAAUUGUCGAUGCUAUGUUAUCUUCUUUACCUUUGCGAUCAAAAUCGAAUCUUCUAACAUGUUCACUAAUUUUGGUGAUUUACCUGACGUCGCAGCCAGCUUUGGCCAAACCGAGCAGCCUCAAAGAGAUCACUGACGGAAACUGGGAAGACAUCUUGGCAGGGGAAUGGAUGAUUGAGUUGUAAGUACAGCUAGCAAGCAUGCCAAGCUAACUGCUUAGCUAAGUUAGCUAGCCAUACAGCUACGUUGUUUUGCAAUAGUCCGUUUUUUGUAGUCUUGAAUCGGCACGUGUUGAUUUCCAGACCACACCUAAUCAGCUACUUCUGAUCUUAACAAGCUAGCGUAGAUAGCUAGUUACAUUGUUGCAUAGGCUUGCAGCUAGGAAUCUAAAUGAAAUGCUUUCAAGUACACACGAUAAUCAGGUCCAAUGAGGUGGAAGGCUAGCGUUUGGCUGCUGGAUACUGAGUAUUGUUGUUAGGUAUCUACAUAGAAUUAGCAGUGUUUCCACUAGGAUUUUCUUUCAGCAGAGGUGCAACGUUAGUGAGUGAAGGGGGGGGGGGGGGGCGUGGCCAACAGCACCACCUCAAACAUAACAAUUUAGAGGCCCUCUUGGCCACAGAGAAUUGCUGUUUUAAAGCUAACUUCCUGCAAUUCUACACAUUUUGUCAUGGGGCAGAGAGAAAAUGUGCAGUUUUAAAGCCAAUUUCCUGCAAAUUUACACAUUUUGCCAUGGCUUAUGCGGUGUUCUUAUGCUAUCUGAGUGACUCAAACAUUAUAACAAAAUGUAUGGGGGCCCCAUGCCAUGACAUUUUUGGAGCAGGGGGGGGGGGGGCGUGGCCAACAGCACCACCUCAAACAUAACAAUUUAGAGGCCCUCUUGGCCACAGAGAAAAUUGCUGUUUUAAAGCUAACUUCCUGCAAUUCUACACAUUUUGUCAUGGGGCAGAGAGAAAAUGUGCAGUUUUUAAAGCCAAUUUCCUGCAAUUUUACACAUUUUGCCAUGGCUUAUGCGGUGUUCUUAUGCUAUCUGAGUGACUCAAACAUUAUAACAAAAUGUAUGGGGGCCCCAUGCCAUGACAUUUUUGGAGGGGGGGGGGGGGGGGGGGGCGUGGCCAACAGCACCACCUCAAACAUAACAAUUUAGAGGCCCUCUUGGCCACAGAGAAAAUUGCUGUUUUAAAGCUAAUUUCCUGCAAUUCUACACAUUUUGUCAUGGGGCAGAGAGAAAAUGUGCAGUUUUAAAGCCAAUUUCCUGCAAAUUUACACAUUUUGCCAUGGCUUAUGCGGUGUUCUUAUGCUAUCUGAGUGACUCAAACAUUAUAACAAAAUGUAUGGGGGCCCCAUGCCAUGACAUUUUUGGAAAUCCCGACAGAGAUUAUUGCGGCACGGUCAGCAUUUUUGAUGGAGACCACACAUAUACUAGUCUCCUGAGUGGCGCAGUGGUCUAAGGCACUGCAUCGCAGUGCUAACUGUGCCACUAGAGAUCCUGGUUUGAAUCCAGGCUCUGUCGCAGCCGGCCGCGACCGGGAGACUCAUGGGCGGCGCACAAUUGGCCCAGCGUCGUCCAGGGUAGGGGAGGGAAUGGCCGGCAGGGAUGUAGUUCGAUUCCCACGGGGGGCCAGUAUAAAAAAAAAGAAAUAUGUAUUCACUAACUGUAAGUCGCUCUGGAUAAGAGCGUCUGCUAAAUGACUAAAAUGUAAUACUAGGUGCACUUGAUCUUGCACACCCAACGAGGAGAGGUAGGCUACUUUAACUUGAAGCAGCGAAUUCUGAGAGUGUGUGAAUAAUGCAACAAAGAUGUGCUUUUAUUACAAUAGGUAGGCUGACGAGUAGAAAGCAGAAAGACUAAUGUUUCCAAAUAAUCUGCGGGACAACAAAAAUAUGUUAAUUCCCAAAGUUGUCUGUCUUGACCGCCCGCUCCUAACCGCAGCAUGAAACAUGCAGACCGCGCCGCAAUGAUCUGUCGGGAUCCGCAGGUCACAGCCCUCUACUUUAUGGUGUAGUUAAGAUCUUAAAGGGGCAAUCUGCGAUGGGUACAUACAUUUUUUUUUACUUUUAAUGAUAGCUAUAUAGCCAUUGAUUCUUGAAGAAUAUAACUUAUGAGUUUAGUUCAACAGUCUAACCCCAUUAGAACCCAAAAUAUAAGCUUGUUUUACUCCAUUGUUUGUAAACAAUACAAUUGUAAACAAACACUGUAUAGCUUGCUGUUUAGCGCUUCUGUUUACCCAAAAAGGUGGCGGGGUCUCCACUUUGUUGUUAUUUGAACUGCAGAUUGCCCCUUUAACUAGAAAGGUUAUGUAUAGCUCUUGAAAAGCCUUCUCAGUUUGGUUUUCAGCAGUUAGCUUCUCCCACGGUUGGCUGCGUGUGAUCUACAAUUCCGACACUGUGUUUUAACGUUUAUAAACAUCAAUAAUCAUCGAUUGCAAAACUUUUUUUAAACAUAUGCUAUUAUGCCCUUUAUCUUUCAUAUCAGCGACAAAUAAUCUUUCAAAUUAAAAAGUUACUUACUGUAGCAGUUUUGCACAGAUCCAUACGCUGUGUGUGCCUCCAGUUGAUGAACUACACUUCCUCACCAGUUACUUACACCCAGGUGUUUGGAGCACGCUAGAUAGCUAAUUAGCACAGGUGGCUGCCUCUGUCUUCCGUAAACAAGCACUGUAACAUGGAGAUAUGGCUGUGUGGGAACACUAACCCUAUAAAGGUGUAUAUGAAGAAAUUAGAUUGUUUUUUUUAUUAUUAUAUCUCGCUAAUAUGAAAGAUACGUUUCAUAUGUUUCCAAAACCGUACCGCAAGCGAUGCAUUUUAACGUUCAGAACGAGCGUUGAGGCUCUUAACAACCUCCCGAGUGGCGCAGUGGUCUAAGGCGCCGCAUCGCAGCGCUAACUGUGCCACUAGAGAUCCUGGUUCGAAUCCAGGCUCUGUCGCAGCCGGCCGCGACCGGGAGACCCAUGGGGCGGCGCACAAUUGGCCCAGCGUCAUCCAGGGUAGGGGAGGGAAUGGCCGGCAGGGGAUGUAGCUCAGUUGAUAGAGCAUGGCGUUUGCAACGCCAGGGUUGUGGGUUCGAUUCCCACGGGGGGCCAGUAUAAAAAUAAAAUAAAAAAUAAUAAUAAUAAUAUGUAUUCACUAACUGUAAGUCGCUCUGGAUAAGAGCGUCUGCUAAAUGACUAAAAUGUAAAUGUUAACAAAACUCCCCCUGCCAGAAGAUACUAUCGUCCAUAGGCGCUAAAGGUGGUUAGCGUCAAUGAAUGGGGUAGGUUAUGUGUUGACCUAGCUAAGGUAUACUUCAGUGUCCAUAUGAAGAACUCAGAUUGUAAAACUUUUUCUUUUUUUAGUCAUAGGUAUGGAUAAUGUUGACCAUUCAUAACAUGUUGACAACAGCUGCCAUUGAAUCUUGUGUAGUUGUCAGUUUAUUUUGUUUGAAAACUGUCUAGCUAAUGUUAUUUUCAUGCCAAUGUUUGGCCUCAACUCACUCUUCCCCGGCAGCUUUGCCCCGUGGUGUCCGGCGUGCCAGCAGCUCCAGCCCGUGUGGAAUGAUUUCGCCGAUUGGGGGGAGGACAUGGGGGUCAACAUAGCGAAAGUGGAUGUUACUGAACAGCCUGGUAUGUAUACUCUCCUUCCCUGGCUGCCUGACUGACUGCCUGCCUGACCGUGUGCUUGUCAAUUACUUCCCUUCUCACGUUUCACAGAGCUCCGGGAUGAAGUUUCCCCUAGGUACAGAUCUAGAAUCAGCUUCCCAUCCCCCAAUCCUAACCUUAACUAUUAGUAGGGAAAAUGCAAAACUGACCCAAUAUCACUGUCUAUGGGCAACUGCACCCUAAUCCUUUCAGAGAAAGGAUUACACCCACUAUGUUUUGUAGUGUAGACAAUGCAUGUCAUUUGAUCUAGCUAUGGUCCAUUAUUACCAUUGGUAGGACUUGUUACAAUUGGUAGAACUUGUUAGGCCUAGUAUCUCAGGUUUUUGUAGACCUGUAAUAUUAGUCAAGAACAAGAUGAUGUUGGUCAUUCAGAGAUAUUAAGUACAUUUACAUUUUGGUCAUUUAGCAGACGCUCUUAUCCAGAGCGACUUACAGGAGCAAUUAGGGUUAAGUGCCUUGCUCAAGGGCACAUCGACAGAUUUUUCACAUAGUCGGCUCGGGGAUUAGAACCAGCGACCUUUCGGUUACUGGCACUACGCUCUUAACCACUAAGCUACCUGCCGCCCCAGUCAUAUUCACUAACAUUCUGCUCUCUCCUUCCCGCACCUUAGGUUUGAGUGGACGAUUCAUUAUAACAUCACUUCCGACCAUCUACCAGUAAGUUCUCUCUCUGUAACUUCAAGUUACUGUAUGUCUCUCAUCCUGUUCUUCUCACAGAUGCACGCCUACAAACCUCAACCAAUCUAUGUAGACUACACUCACACAGUCUCAUCAGUAAUUGUGAUCAUCUAACCUACACAUUUCAGUUUAUAACCCUCACUGGAAUGUGAGAUGCUGUUAGAUAGCUUCAGACUUUGUCUGGAAGAGGAAAUGUUAGUGUUUCUUUCUCACAUCUCUUUUUUGCUAAUGUAGUGAUCCUACGCCCAGUUUAGACUAAAAAAGUAAAUGUCUGUCAAUGGUAGAAGAACUGUAAUUAUAUAACCCUAUAUACAGUUGAAGUCGGAAGUUUACAUACACCUUAGCCAAAUACAUUUAAACUCAGUUUUUCACAAUUCCUGACAUUUAAUCCUAGUAAAAAUUCCCUGUCUUAGGUCAGUUAGGAUGACCACUUUAUUUUAAGAAUGUGAAAUGUCAGAAUAAUAGUAGAGAAUGAUUUACACUGCUCAAAAAAAUAAAGGGAACACUUAAACAACACAAUGUAACUCCAAGUCAAUCACACUUCUGUGAAAUCAAACUGUCCACUUAGGAAGCAACACUGAUUGACAAUACAUUUCACAUGCUGUUGUGCAAAUGGAAUAGACAACAGGUGGAAAUUAUAGGCAAUUAGCAAGACACCCCCAAUAAAGGACUGGUUUAGCAGGUGGUGCCCACAGACCACUUCUCAGUUCCAAUGCUUCCUGGCUGAUGUUUUGGUCACUUUUGAAUGCUGCCGGUGCUUUCACUCUAGUGGUAGCAUGAGACGGCGUCUACAACCCACACAAGUGGCUCAGGUAGUGCAGCUCAUCCAGGAUGGCACAUCAAUGCGAGCUGUGGCAAGAAGGUUUGCUGUGUCUGUCAGCGUAGUGUCCAGAGCAUGGAGGCGCUACCAGGAGACAGGCCAGUACAUCAGGAGACGUGGAGGAGGCCGUAGGAGGGCAACAACCCAGCAGCAGGACUGCUACCUCCGCCUUUGUGCAAGGAGGAGCAGGAGGAGCACUGCCAGAGCCCUGCAAAAUGACCUCCAGCAGGCCACAAAUGUGCAUGUGUCUGCUCAAACGGUCAGAAACAGACUCCAUGAGGGUGGUAUGAGGGCCCGAGGUCCACAGGUGGGGGUUGUGCUUACAGCCCAACACCGUGCAGGACGUUUGGCAUUUGCCAGAGAACACCAAGAUUGGCAAAUUCGCCACUGCGCCCUGUGCUCUUCACAGAUGAAAGCAGGUUCACACUGAGCACGUGACAGAUGUGACAGUCUGGAGACGCCGUGGAGAACGUUCUGCUGCCUGCAACAUCCUCCAGCAUGACCGGUUUCGCGGUGGGUCAGUCAUGGUGUGGGGUGGCAUUUCUUUGGGGGGCUGCACAGCCCUCCAUGUGCUCGCCAGAGGUAGCCUGACUGCCAUUAGGUACCGAGAUGAGAUCCUCAGACCCCUUGUGAGACCAUAUGCUGGUGCGGUUGGCCCUGGGUUCCUCCUAAUGCAAGACAAUGCUAGACCUCAUCUGGCUGGAGUGUCAGCAGUUCCUGCAAGAGGAAGGCAUUGAUGCUAUGGACUGGCCCGCCCGUUCACCAGACCUGAAUCCAAUUGAGCACAUCUGGAACAUCAUGUCUCGCUCCAUCCACCAACGCCACGUUGCACCACAGACUGUCCAGGAGUUGGCGGAUGCUUUAGUCCAGGUCUGGGAGGAGAUCCCUCAGGAGACCAUCCGCCACCUCAUCAGGAGCAUGCCCAGGCGUUGUAGGGAGGUCAUACAGGCACGUGGAGGCCACACACACUACUGAGCCUCAUUUUGACUUGUUUUAAGGACAUUACAUCAAAGUUGGAUCAGCCUGUAGUGUGGUUUUCCACUUUUCAAUUUUGAGGGUGACUCCAAAUCCAGACCUCCAUGGGUUGAUACAUUUGAUUUCCAUUGAUAAUUUUUGUGUGAAUUUGUUGUCAGCACAUUCAACUAUGUAAAGAAAAAAGUAUUUAAUAAGAGUAUUUAAUUCAUUCAGAUCUAGGAUGUGUUAUUUUAGUGUUCCCUUUAUUUUUUUGAGCAGUGUAUUUCAGCUUUUAUUUCUUUCAUCACAUUCCCAGUGGGUCAGAAGUUUACAUACACUCAAUUAGUAUUUGGUAGCAUUGCCUUUAAAUUGUUUAACUUGGGUCAAACGUUUUGGGUAGCCUUCCACAAGCUUCCCACAAUAAGUUGGGUGAAUUUUGGCCCAUUCCUCCUGACAGAGAUGGUGUAACUGAGUCAGGUUUGGAGGCCUCCUUGCUCGCACACGCCUUUUCUGUUCUGCCCACAUAUUUUCUAUAGGAUUGAGGUCAGGGCUUUGUGAUGGCCACUCCAAUACCUUGACUUUGUUGUCCUUAAGCCAUUUUGCCACAACUUUGGAAGUAUGCUUGGGGUCAUUGUCCAUUUGGAAGACCCAUUUGCAACCAAGCUUUAACUUCCUGACUGAUGUCUUGUGAUGUUGCUUCAAUAUAUCCACAUAAUUUUCCUUCCUCAUGAUGCCAUCUAUUUUAUGAAGUGCACCAGUCCCUCCUGCAGCAAAGCACAUCCACAGCAUGAUGCUGCCACCCCCGUGCUUCACGGUUGGGAUGGUGUUCUUCGGCUUGCAAGCAGCCUCCUUUUUCCUCCAAACAUAACGAUGGUCAUUAUGGCCAAACAGUUCUGUUUUUGUUUCAUCAGACCAGAGGACAUUUCUCCAAAAAGUAUGAUCUUUGUCCCCAUGUGCAGUUGCAAACCGUAGUCUGGCUUUUUUAUGGCGGUUUUGGAGCAGUGGCUUCUUCCUUGCUGUCGAUAUAGGACUCGUUUUACUGUGGAUAUAGAUACUUUUGUACCUGUUUCCUCCAGCAUCUUCACAAGGUCCUUUGCUGUUGUUCUGGGAUUGAUUUGCACUUUUCGCACCAAAGUACGUUAAUCUCUAGGAGACAGAACGCGUCUCCUUCCUGAGCGGUAUGACGGCUGCGUGGUCCCAUGGUGUUUAUACUUGCGUACUAUUGUUUGUAUAGAUGAACGUGGUACCUUCAGGCGUUUGGAAAUUGCUCCCAAGGAUGAACCAGACUUGUGGAGGUCUACAAUGUAUUUUUCUGAGGUCUUGGCUGAUUUUCUUUUGAUUUUUCCCAUGAUGUCAAGCAAAGAGGCAGUUUGAAGGUAGGCCUUGAAAUACAUCCACAGGUACACCUCCAAUUGACUCAAAUAAUGUCAAUUAGCCUAUCAGAAACUUAUAAAGCCAUGACAUCAUUUCCUGGAAUUUUCCAAGCUGUUUAAAGGCACAGUCAACUUAGUGUAUGUAAACUUCUGACCCACUGGAAUUGUGAUACAGUGAAUUAUAAGUGAAAUAAUCUGUCUGUAAACAAUUGUUUGAAAAAUUACUUGUGUCAUGCACAAAGUAGAUGUCCUAACCAACUUGCCAACUAAAACUAUAGUUUGUUUACAAGAAAUGUGUGGAGUGGUUGAAAAACGAGUUUUAAUGACUCCAACCUAAAUGUAUGUAAACUUCCGACUUCAACUGUAACUUAGUGGCACAUUAGGCAAAUAAACUGUUUCUGUCCUUAUUGUGGUUAAUGCCACAAUAUUGGCUUGUUAACCUGUCUUCAAUUGUGUGCUAGAUCUCUAUGAUCACACUGUGUGUGUGUGUGUGUGUGUGUGUGUGUGUGUGUGUGUGUGUGUGUGUGUGAAUCAGCUGUAAGGAUGGUGUGUUUAGGAGGUACCAGGGGGCUCGCACCAAAGAUGACUUCCUAAGCUUUAUUGAUGAGAAGAAGUGGCAGGGCAUUGAACCGGUGUCUUCCUGGUUCGGACCAUCUUCCUUCAUGUGAGUGGAUUGAUUGAUUGUCAGUCUCCUUUCCUAACUGGGUUGUUCUGUGUGAAACUUAAACAAAAUCCUUUUUGGAUCUUUCUGACAUUUUAUGAAAAGGUCAUUUAGAGUUAGGGAUGGGCAUGAGUACUCGAACUGACGUCAACUCGAUCUUUAACCAGAGAUCAAUUUUUUUUCAAAUACUAUAAAACUAUUUGGUUAAAAUUGUCUCGAAGACGACGUUCAUUUGCUUAGACUCUAUUGUUCCAUUUGUACAUAUGCAUUUGCGGAAAAAAGAGAGAGAAAAAAAAACAAGCCAAGCAUCACACAGUUCUGUUCCCUAAAUUCCCUUUCCCUCCAUGUCUCACACACUCCCUCUACUUCUCGCGCCUACAGAAAUAAAUGCCUAUUAAAAAAACAAUCUAACUGAUGAGAUACACAAGCUACAUUCCUUUUCCAAAUAAUGACAGUUUUAUCACAAAUUCUAAAUGUACUGGUUGACUGAAGUAGGGUGUAUGUGUUCCAACAGUUUUGGAAAAAUUGCGUCAUUUUCCGCUUAGGCUACUUUGCGCUUGUCACUAGUUACCACAGCCACAAAGUCAAAAUGGUCUAUAUUGUUUAAAAUCAUGAAAUAUUUGUUUAGCUUUUUGGUCUUAAUUUAAGGUUAGUCAUAAGGUUAACGGUGUGGUUAAGGUUAGGUUUAAAAUCAGAUUUUAAGAAGCAAAAUUGUAGAAAAAGGCAGGGUUUAUGACUUUGUGGUUGUGAUAACUAACUUUAGAGACGACCCUACUUUGCGAACUGCUAGUGGCAUUUAGAAUUGGUUAGCCUAGGCUAUUACCCCCCCCCCCCCCCCCCCCCCCCCCCCCUAAACAUAGACAGGUUCCACACUGGUAAUAUGCAAAAACAGUAGUUUGAUAAAGACAGUGCGUAUUUUCAUCAGAAUCUUUAAGACGAGGCCUACUCACCAAACAGAUGUCCUGGACAUAAUUCAUCCCCAUGCAGUGUUCAAUGUAGAAUUGUUAAUCCAUUUAGAAAAUUCCAAGGAACAGGCAUAAUAAACUCAAUCGAACAUCUGUAUAUCGAAAAGAAGAUCGAUUUUGGUUUGUAAAUCUGGAAAAUGUUUCUUUCAACAACUGAUCACUCUUCGCACUAUUCUGUUCUAUUUUAUUAUGUUAUUGUGUCAUGUUUUUUACUAUAAAAUAGUUGUCUUGACUGUGAUACAGUGGGGGGAAAAAGUAUUUAGUCAGCCACCAAUUGUGCAAGUUCUCCCACUUAAAAAGAUGAGAGGCCUGUAAUUUUCAUCAUAGGUACACGUCAACUAUGACAGACAAAUUGAGAUUUUUUUUCUUCAGAAAAUCACAUUGUAGGAUUUUUAAUGAAUUUAUUUGCAAAUUAUGGUGGAAAAUAAGUAUUUGGUCACCUACAAACAAGCAAGAUUUCUGGCUCACAGACCUGUAACUUCUUCUUUAAGAGGCUCCUCUGUCCUCCACUCGUUUCCUGUAUUAAUGGCACCUGUUUGAACUUGUUAUCAGUAUAAAAGACACCUGUCCACAACCUCAAACAGUAACACUCCAAACUCCGCUAUGGCCAAGACCAAAGAGCUGUCAAAGGACACCAGAAACAAAAUGGUAGACCUGCACCAGGCUGGGAAGACUGAAUCUGCAAUAGGUAAGCAGCUUGGUUUGAAGAAAUCAACUGUGGGAGCAAUUAUUAGGAAAUGGAAGACAUACAAGACCACUGAUAAUCUCCCUCGAUCUGGGGCUCCACGCAAGAUCUCACCCCGUGGGGUCAAAAUGAUCACAAGAACGGUGAGCAAAAAUCCCAGAACCACACGGGGGGACCUAGUGAAUGACCUGCAGAGAGCUGGGACCAAAGUAACAAAGCCUACCAUCAGUAACACACUACGCCGCCAGGGACUCAAAUCCUGCAGUGCAAGACGUGUCCCCCUGCUUAAGCCAGUACAUGUCCAGGCCCGUCUGAAGUUUGCUAGAGUGCAUUUGGAUGAUCCAGAAGAGGAUUGGGAGAAUGUCAUAUGGUCAGAUGAAACCAAAAUAGAACUUUUUGGUAAAAAAAAAAAAAAGUUGUGUUUGGAGGACAAAGAAUGCUGAGUUGCAUCCAAAGAACACCAUACCUACUGUGAAGCAUGGGGGUGGGUGUUUUUCUGCAAAGGGACCAGGACGACUGAUCCGUGUAAAGGAAAGAAUGAAUGGGGCCAUGUAUCGUGAGAUUUUGAGUGAAAACCUCCCAUCAGCAAGGGCAUUGAAGAUGAAACGUGGCUGGGUCUUUCAGCAUGACAAUGAUCCCAAACACACCGCCCGGGCAACGAAGGAGUGGCUUCGUAAGAAGCAUUUCAAGGUCCUGGAGUGGCCUAGCCAGUCUCCAGAUCUCAACCCCAUAGAAAAUCUUUGGAGGGAGUUGAAAGUCCGUGUUGCCCCCAGCCCUAAAACAUCACUGCUCUAGAGGAGAUCUGCAUCGAGGAAUGGGCCAAAAUACCAGCAACAGUGUGUGAAAACCUUGUGAAGACUUACAGAAAACGUUUGACCUGUGUCAUUGCCAACAAAGGGUAUAUAACAAAGUAUUGAGAAACUUUUGUUAUUGACCAAAUACUUGUUUUCCACCAUAAUUUGCAAAUAAAUUCAUUAAAAAUCCUACAAUGUGAUUUUCUGGAUUUUUUUUUCUUCUCAUUUUGUCUGUCAUAGUUGACGUGUACCUAUGAUGAAAAUUACAGGCCUCUCAUCUUUUUAAGUGGGAGAACUUGCACAAUUGGUGGCUGACUAAAUACUUUUUUUCCCCUACUGUAAGUGCUCGGGAAAUAAGAGCGUCUUGUCUGCUAAAUUAACAAAAAAGGCUAUGCCAUUGCACAGCCAUAGGCUUCUACAAGCCAGCGCCACACUGCUGAGGUUACUACCUUUUUUGAAGAUUGUGUUCCACUAUAUAAUAUAAUAUAAUAUAAUACACCCGUCAGCAACGGGUCUGGCUGAAAUAACCAAAUCCACUAAUUUGAAGGGGUGUCCACAUAUUUUGUGUAUAUACAGUGCCUUCGGAAAGUAUUCAGACCCUUGACUUUUUCCACAUUUUGUUACGUUACAGCCUUAUUCUAAAAUGGAUUUUAAAAAAUUACAAAAUCCUCAUCAAUCUACACACAAUACCCCAUAAUGACAAAGCAGAAAUACCUUAUUUACAUAAGUAUUCAGACCCUUUGCUAUGAGACUCGAAAUUGAGCUCUGGUGCAUCCUGUUUCCAUUGAUCAACCUUGAGAUGUUUCUACAACUUUAUUGGAGUCCACCUGUGGUAAAUUCAAUUGAUUAGACAUGAUUUGGAAAGGCACACACCUGUCUAAAUAAGGUCCCACAGUUGACAGUGCAUGUCAGAGCAAAAACCAAGCCAUGAGGUCGAAGGAAUUGUCCGUAGAGCUCCGAGGCAGUAUUGUGUUGGGGCAAAGAUCUGGGAAAGGGUACCAAAAAAACAACCAUCUCUGCAGCACUCCACCAAUCAGGCCUUUAUGGUAGAGUGGCCAGACUAGAAGCCACUCUUCUGUAAAAGGCACAUGACAGCCCACUUGGAGUUUGCCAAAAAGCACCUAAAGACUCUCAGACCAUGAGAGACAAGAUUCUCUGGUCUGAUGAAACCAAGAUUGAACUCUUUGGCCUGAAUGCCAAGCGUCAUGUCUGGAGGAAACCUGGCACCAUCCCUACGGUGAAGCAUGGUGGUGGCAGAAUCAUGCUGUGGGGAUGUUUUUCAGCGGCAGGGACUGGGAGACUAGUCAGGAUCGAGGCAAAGAUGAACGGAGCAAAGUACAGAGAGAUUCUUGGUGAAAACCUGCUCCAGAGCUCUCAGGACCUCAGACUGGGGCAAAGGUUCACCUUUCAAACAGGACAACGACCCUAAGCACACAGCCAAGACAACACAGGAGUGGCUUUGGGACAAGUCUCUGAAUGUUGUUGAGUGGCCCAGCCAGAGCCCGGACUUAAACCUGAUCAAACAUCUCAAGAGAGACCUGAAAAUAGCUGUGCAGCGACGCUCCCCAUCCAACCUGACAGAGCUUGAGAGGAUCUGCAGAGAUGAAUGGGAGAAGCUUCCCAAAUACAGGUGUGCCAAGCUUGUAGCAUCAUACCCAAGAAGACUCAAUGCUGUAAUUGCUGCCAAAGGUGCUUCAACAAAGUACUGAGAAUACUUAUGUAAAUGUAAUAUUUCUGUUUGUUUUUUUGAAUAAAUAAGCAAACAUUUCUAAAAACCUGUUUUUCCUUUGUCAUUAUGGGGUAUUGUGUGUAGAUUGAUGAGGGGGAAAAACAAUUUAAUACAUUUUAGAAUAAGGCUGUAACAUAACAAUGUGGAAAAAGUCAAGGGUUCUGAAUACUUUCCGAGGCAAUUUAGCAAUUAGGGUUUGUUAUCUGUAGUGGUUAUGAUAAAUUAGGCAUUGUUGCUCACUGUUGGCAUAUAGAUGAAUGUGAACAAAGAAAAUCCAGUGCCGGCCUAUUUUUUUUUUUUAUAGCUUUUUUUUUCUUCAUUCCAGUAAUCGAGUACUGGAAAGAAUCUUAUGACAACUCAAAGGUCAAAUGCCCAUCCCUAUUUAGAGCAGUGGUCACCAACCGGUCGAUCGCAUUCCUAGUCGAUCACCAAACAUUUCUGUAGAAAAGCCAACGGUAAAGCCUUGUCACAGAGUUUCUAAACCUAGAGGCACAACAUCACGAGACUUCUGGGAAAGCUUGCAAAACAGACCAAGCAGACCAGGCUGGGGUUUGAGAAGCCAAAUGAGAGAAGUGAAAAAAUCUUCCUUGGUUGUUAAUUUUCUCAAUCUAAAGGCACCGCCUAGAUUCGAGCCAAAGUCUUAAGUAGUUGGACGUUAUUACUCCAACCUUGUGAAAGUGACAAACUGACACGUUCAAAUUUUAAUCAAAAACGACUUGAUAUCGAAGGAGUGCCUUUUGAUUUGACAUCCUACGCAGUUCGGCGGGAGACGACCGUUAGACCCGAUGACGUGUUUCUGCGCUUAGCUAUCCAACGUCGCCAUGACAUCGCCUACAAGUGUGAUUGAGGAUUUCUAUUGGAGAAGUAGUUUCUGCCUAUCUUCUUAGUGUACUGUUUUUCUUUAUUCAUCUUGCGCUGUUGGCGGUAGGUGCAUUUGAUUCAGAAGCACUUCGCGCCAGGUAGGCACAGUGUUUCCAUUUUGAACCAUUUAAUUUGUCUGAAAGGACAAACUCUGCCUACCCAGCGGACCACGAGAGCUGUGGCUAAAUCAAGUGCACCUACUGCGCUGGCUAGACUUUUAAAACCAUGACCAGAGAGAGACUCAAAGAAUACAGCAAAGAGCUGCUGUUUUUAUGAGUGAGUUCAUGUUUAUCGAUAGGCCUGCGUUUUUGGUAUUAGCAGCUCGUAGUGUUUAUUUUAAUACCAAGGAAUAUUUCACUUUCUCUGGUCAUAGGAACAACAUGAAUUUGUGCAUGAGGCAGAAAUAAUGCAGUGCGACUCGAGUUUCGCCAUCAGCUGGAAGACUGUCCCCUCUCUCUGGUUAGUCUCGCUGGAGGAAAGGAGCAGUGACUGUGAGAGGAGAGGCAGACCCUCUACUGCUCUCUUCCUCCCUGAGACUGACCAUCAGAUGCAGCUACAAUCAGUUCAGUAAAAUAAAAAUUAAUUAUUAGCAAGUUAUUUCAAUUUAUGCUCAGCGGUGCCUCGCGAGUGAUACAACAACUGAUCUAUUUUGUUAUCAAAGCUUGAGUUUUGAAAUAUAAUAUGGUCUGAGGAGAACAAUAUUGGCAGGCCAAGCAUAGCCAAUAUGCUGUGAUAAUGUAUUAGGCCUACUGCACAAACCUCAUUCCUACGGAAAUGUUUUUAUUAUGUUAAUGGUGCAUAGGCUUACAUUUUAAGUCAUGUUUUAAAAAUAAUUUGAGCUGCAGAUCUCUGCUUGCUUUUUGACUGCGAAAGUGAUCUUGACUCAAAAGGUUGGUGACUGCCUUAGAGGAAGGAUGUUUCAUACAUAUUUGUCGUUUCGGUCUAAAAGGAUUGUUGAGAUAUUUAAGACCAUACCAUGUACUGGGUGACUGUACCCAGUAUGUGAUAUAGGAGUAGAUGAUACAGUGAAUAAAUUGCUACCGUACAUUUCCAUGUAGAGUCGUCUCAUGAAGACCACAACUUAUAUUUACUCAUUCUUAACCACAAUCGUUCUUCUUAUCACUGACAGUGACACACACACUAGACUUCAGAACCACAGGAAAUAUCAAACGCUACACUCCAACCUCUCCUGGUAGUUACUUAGCCACUUAGUUUUCGGUAUAGACAUAAAACCAACAGACCCAAAUGUGCGCCCCAAAUGGCACCCUACUCCCUAUAUAGUGCACUAAUUUUGACCAUAGCCCUGGUCAAAAGUAGAGCCCUAUAUAGGAAAUAGGAUGCCAUUUGGGAUGCAACCAUGCUUAUUUCCCCCUCUGUCAGCCACUCUGACACUUUUAACCAGGUUACAGUCUUUGUUUUUAGCUGUUGAUUAUUAGCUGUCUCAUUAAAAAGUCUAAAAGGUAUUUCUUCCUCUGCAGGAUGAACACAAUGUCAGCUCUCUUCAAGUUGUCAAUGUUCAUUAGGGUGAGUCCUGCUGUUGCCUUCUCCCUGCGUGCUGUUAGACCCCAUUCAUACCACACCAACAUUAUGGCUGCAUCCCAAAUGGCGCUCUCUUCUCUAUGUAGUGCACUACUUUUGAACAAGGCCUUUAGGGUUGACUUAUUCCACAUUUUGAUGUGUUUCAGCCUGAAUUCAAAAUGGAUUCUCAGCCAUCUACACACAAUAUCCUAUAAUGACAAAGUGAAAACAUGUUUUUAGAAAUUUUAGCAAAUUUAUUGAAAAUGAAAUCUAGAAAUAUCUCAUUUACAUGUUAGAAUCACCCUUGGCAGUGAUUACAGCUGUGAGUCUUUCUGGGUAAGUUUGCACACCUGGAUUGUACAAUAUUUGCCCAUUAUUCUUAAAAUAAUUAUUCAAGCUCUGUCAAAUUGGUUGUUGAUCAUUGCUAGACAACCAUUUUCAAGUCUUGCCAUAGAUUUUCAAGCAGAUUUAAUUCAAAACUGUAACUCCGCCACUCAGGAACAUUCACAGUCUUCUUGGUAAGCAACUCCAGUGUAGAUUUGGCCUUGUGUUUUAGGUUAUUCACCUGCUGAAAGGCGAGUUCAUCUCCUAGUGUCUGGUGGAAAGCAGACUGAACCAGGAUUUCCUCUAGGAUUUUGCCUGUGCUUAGCUCCAUUAGGUUUCUUUUUUAUCCUGAAAAACUCUACAGUCCUUAACGAUUACAAGCAUACCCAUAACAUGAUGCAGCCACCACUAUGCUUGAAAAUAUGGAGAGUGGUACUCAGUAAUGUGUUGUAUUGGAUUUGCCCCAAACAUAACAUCUAGUAUUCAUGGCAAAAAGUAAAUUGCUUUGCCACAUUUUUUUGCAGUAUUACUUUAGUGCCUUGUUGCAAAAAGGAUGCAUGUUUUGGAAUAUUUGUAUUAUGUACAUGCUUCAUUAUUUUCACUCUGUCAAUUAGGUUAGUAUUGUGGAGUAACUACAAUGUUGUUGAUCCAUCCUCAGUUUUCUCCUAUUACAGCCAUUAAACUCUGUAACUGUUUUAAAGUCACCAUUGGCCCCAUGGUGAAAUCCCUGAGCGGUUUCCUUCCUCUCUGGCAACUGAGUUAGGAAGGACGCCUGUAUCUUUGUAGUGAAUAGGUGUAUUGAUACUCCAUCUAAAGUGUAAUUAAUAACUUCACCAUGCUCAAAGAAAUAUUGAAUGUCUGCUCUUUUUUUAUUUUUUUUAUUUUUUUAUUCUACCAAUAGGUGCCCUUCUUUGCGUGGCAUUGGAAAACCUCCCUGGUCUUUGUGGUUGAAUCUGUUUGAAAUUCACUGCUCAACUGAGGGACCUUACAGAUAAUUAUUUGUAUAUGUGUCGUACAGAGAUGAGGUAGUCAUUCAAAAAUCACGUUAAACACUAUUAUUGCACACAGAGUGAUUCCAUGCAACUUAUUAUGUGACUUGUUAAGCACAUUUUUACUCCUGAACUUUUAGGCUUGCCAUAACAAAGGGGUUGAAUACUUAUUGACUCAAGAUAUUUCAGCUUUUCAUUUUUAAUUAAUUUGUAAAGAUUUCUCAAAUUAAUUCCACUUUGACAUUAUGGGGUAUUGUGUAGGCCAGUGACAAAAUCUAAAUUUAAUCAAUUUUAAAUUCUGGCUGUAACACAACAAAAUGUGGAAAAAGUCAAGGGGUGUGAAUACUUUCUGAAGGCACUGUAUAGGGAAUAGGCUGCUAUUUGGGACACAUUUUCACGUGAUUCGUUGACAUGAACAAUUGAAGAGAAUGUUCCUCUUACACAUGGUCAGGGUGGUUUACUUACCAUUUGACUUGCAUUUUACAUUUGACUUACUUUAACUUACCUUUUAUUGCAUUCCUGCCUGAAACUGACAAUUGACGUUCUGUUGUCCUCUCCCCUCCAGCGUUGCCAUAACUACCUGACAGAGCAGUUGGGCAUUCCAGUGUGGGGCUCAUAUGUCAUCUUUGGACUGGCCACUCUCUUCUCUGGCCUAGCCCUGGGACUGGUACGUUAAAAUCAUACUCCUUAAUAUGUGAUCCCUAUGUGAUCUGUCCUGUCUCGUCUGGUCUUUGUUUGAUUGAUUUUAAUUGCACUAGGAUUUGAUUUUACUUGCACUUUGAUUUGAAUGUACUUAUAAUGUAAGGUGUCCUGAAAGGCAUCUGUCAAAUAAAGUAUUGUUAUUAUUUAGUAGUAUGUGCAUAACCUCAUAUAGUGGGCCACCAACAAAAAUGUAAACAAUGGAGCAAAUGCAUCUCAUUAUAUUUUGUAGGAAAAGUGUAUGACUUUGGAGGUUAUUGGUGGCAAUGAGAGCAAUAUAUAUCAACAUCUUACAGUAACAUCAACUCUGCUCUCCUCAAUAACCUAACCAGCAUCCCUUGUGCCUUCUCUUCCCAGAUACUGGUGUUCAUAGCCGAUUUUGUCUUCCCAUCACGACGAUUUAACUCACCAAACUACUACCAGAGUGAGUAUGAGAUGACAGAGAAUCCAUGUUCAUGCAAAUGUAACUUUGUGAAAUAUUACAUUUACAUUUACAUUUUAGUCAUUUAGCAGACGCUCUUAUCCAGAGCGACUUACAGGAGCAAUUAGGGUUAAGUGCCUUGCUUAAGGGCACAUCGACAGAUUUUUCACCUAGUCGGCUCGGGGAUUAGAACCAGCGACCUUUCGGUUACUGGCACAACGCUCUUACCCACUAAGCUACCUGCCGCCCUGUUAUGUGCUGACAUUAAGCAAGAACUCCUAGAGAAUGUAUAGAGGAAUAUAGGUAAUAAUUCAUCAUAAAUGUUUCUUUACAGAGAACAGACAUUCGUCUUUUUUGUAUUCUUCCUAAGUUGUGUCCCAGUGACUUAGUCAUUACAUACAGUUAUGUUUUAGUUUAGGAGCAAUGGCAUGGAGGGUGCGAUAUGUAAUGUAACAUAUUUGUUAUUGUCAUGUACUGUUAUUCAUAUUGUCUUUGUUAUUGUCCUGUUCCAGAGAAACAGACGAUGGAACAAGCCAGGCUUAUUCAGCAGCUAGAGGAAGAGCAGGAGGCGGAUGGAGAGGAAGAUGAUGAUGAGGACGAUGAAGAUGGAGAACAGGAGGAUGUCUGGAGGAGGAGAGCAUCUCCAGAGGGCCAUCCCGAGGCCAGAGGGCCGGGUUACCCAGAGGAGGCCCUGCGAAAGAGGGUGGUUGGCAACCGUGAGGAUGAGGAGGAGGACUCCUAGAGGCCUGGAGGGGAACUGCAGAUGCCACUUAACGCACAUGGGAGACGGGGAAGGGGCCUGAGCUCAUAUUUAUAAAGCGCCUCAGAAUAGGAAUAUUGAUCUAGGAUCAGUUUUGCAUUUUAGAUCAUAAUAAAUAAGAUUACAUGAGCAGGGGUAACUGAUCCUAGAUCACCACUCCUACUCUUAGGUGCUUUAUGAAUAUUAGACCUGGCAGCAGUAGAGUUUACAGCAGACAGCUUACAGAGAGCCUUAGCGACGCCCCGGCGACUUCUUGCUUCCUGUAUCUGCUUCAACGGGAGUGCUCCGGAUUCUGAUGACCGCUCUGCUUUCACCACCAGCAUUUUCUCCUGGACUGGAGGUGCUACUGUACACUCCCAACAGCAGGGUUGUGUUCAUUAGGUAUCUUUUGAAGAAAACAGAGUGGAACAGGGAGGGUUUAUCCAAAUUUGUCCAAUACAAAAUGCUCAUUUUCAUUUUCCAUUGCAAAAUGUUUU